Molecule: messenger RNA, 7726 nt
Organism: Labrus bergylta (ballan wrasse)
Lineage: Eukaryota; Metazoa; Chordata; Actinopteri; Labriformes; Labridae
Gene: ltbp1
Product: latent transforming growth factor beta binding protein 1
Molecular function (GO): calcium ion binding
Source: RefSeq, a predicted model, not a curated record
CUGACACUGUUCACCUCCAACAGAGAAACUUUCCUGGAGUUCUUUCCUGGACUCUUGUGACUGCGGACCAAGUGAAACCCCUCUCAGCCGCCCGGAGGCCCUUCAUGCUUAAAGGAGACACACGGCGGGGAUUUAUUCAACAUUCUCACCUUACAUGCACAUUGGAUUUCAAACUUGUCAACGCGUCCUGCUGGGGUAACGUCAGCUCAUUUAGUGCAUUCCCACACCGGGUUGGAGGUCGGUAACCAACAGGAAUAUGCUCUGGAAUACUUAGUGUUUCUCAAAAAGUGAACGGAGUUUUUGAACGGAGCCAAAAGUAACCUGGACCUCUUCCUCCCCCUUAAACUUUCUCCUGCGGUGUUUGGUUAUGGCUUGGAUUAAAUGGGGCCUCUUUUGCUCCUUCGCUUUGCUUCUUUCCCCGGUGUGUGUGUCAGCCGAGCAGCAGCAGCAGCAGAAGAGCCAGAGCGGCUUCAGGAGGCUCUACGUGCUCCAGCCCGGCCCGGGACCGGGACCGGGACCGGGCUCGACCGGUGCGGACGGCGGGAUGCGUAUCAGCUCCAUCUCGACGCGCCACGGAGCGUCGGGGCAGGCGCACACGUACAACGUAGAGCUCUCCGCCAACUACGGCGGCCAGGUCCGGACCCGCAGGAUGGGGAACCAGGCGCCUGGCGGGCAGGAGCAGAGCCAGCAGAAGCAGCUCAUGAAACUGUCUGGGGUUAAUGUCUGUGGAGGGCAGUGCUGCCAUGGCUGGAGUAAAACUCAGGGAUCUCAGCGGUGCACCAAACCCAAUUGCAUCCCUCAAUGCCAGAAUGGAGGAAUGUGCCUCAGGCCUCAGCUCUGUGUCUGCAAGCCUGGCUCCAAUGGGAAGGCAUGCGAACAGAAGGUGCCCACACACCCCUUCCCAGCAGUGCCCGGGAAUGGACCCACCACCGGGCACAACACUGGUCACACAAACGGACACACAACUGGUCACACUAAUGGAUACAAUGUGGUCCCACAGCGGCCCAUACCUCAACAAUUGCCCCCCAGUGGUUACGCCUCUGCCCCCUCUCCACCCAGUAACAUGGCACAGAUGAAACUCACCGUCAAGCCAGCCCCUCAGCUUGUGAGACCACAUUACAUCCAGCAGCACAUCCAGCAGCAGAUCCGGCCCAUACACCCAGGUCAGCAGUAUGUUGUAAAGCCCAAAUACUACCACACUCACACCACUCACACACAGACGCAUGUCCAAUCCCGACCUGAGAGGCCGAUCCCCCUGACAGUGGCACACAACCCCAUCCAUGUUGGCAACCACACAGGGAGGAUCAAGGUGGUCUUCACACCAACCAUCUGCAAGUUAACCUGCAUAGGAGGCAGAUGUCACAACAACUGUGAGCAGGGAAACACCACCACCAUCAUCAGUGAGAACGGCCAUGCUACAGACACCCUGACAGCACCCAACUUCAGAGUAGUGGUGUGUCACUUGCCGUGUAUAAAUGGUGGAAAAUGCAGCACCAGGGACAAGUGUCAGUGCCCUCCCAGCUUUACUGGAAAGUUCUGCCAGAUGCCCAUUCAGAACGGACACCAGCAGCACCAGCAGACGUCAGGGGGCUACAGCCAGACUCAGGUCCACUCCACACACACUCUGCCUCUGACCUACAGCAACGGCCAGACUCCCCUUGUCAUCCCCAGCUACGUAAACAUCCACAUCAAACAUCCUCCAGAGGCGUCCGUCCAGGUCCACCAGGUGUCUCAACUGGACAACUACCACAACAACAACAACAACGGGCACCAGCUGAAAGGCUCCCAGUCAGGCUCCUCCUCCUCAUCAUCCACCAGCUACAGCUACCACCACUCAGAGAGCAGCCAGAAGAUCCAGCACCACGGCUACAACAGAGUCUAUCCCGCCCAGCAUGGCUACCAGGUGCCCCAGUACCAUCCGGUCACAUCCAAGAACACACUGGGUCGCUGCUUCCAGGAGACUGCAGGGAGUCAGUGUGGGAAGGCUCUGCCAGGACUCACCAAACAGGAGCAGUGCUGCGGAACCAUUGGGACAUCCUGGGGCUUCCACAAAUGCCAGAAGUGUCCAAAGACACAAUCUAUCCCUCUGAUCGAUUGUCCUCAGGGUUACAAGAGAGUCAACAGUUCUCACUGCCAAGAUUUAGAUGAGUGCCAGCUUCAGGGCGUGUGUCCAAACGGAAACUGUAUGAACACCGUGGGCAGCUACAGGUGCAUGUGUAAACCCGGAUUUGUCCCUGACCCAACGCUCACCACAUGCAUAUCCAACACGCCUGCCAUCCAAGAGGAGAAGGGUGCUUGCUUCCGUUUGGUCAGCUCAGGGAGGCAGUGUUUGCACCCAGUGUCUGCCCAGCUGAGCAAACAGCUUUGCUGCUGCAGUGUGGGCAAAGCCUGGGGCCCUCGUUGUGACAAAUGCCCCCCUCCAGGAACAGCUAAGUUCAAAGAGAUCUGUCCUGGUGGAAUGGGCUACACAGUUCUACCAAAUCCACCUGUCCAUAAGCAAGUCCCCGUUUACCAGGAGCCCAUUGACCUGCCACCUCCUCCCCAGCCCCUGCCAACACCAGAGAGACCAGUGGCAGCUUUUGGGAAACCAGAAGAGAUCAUACCAGUAGCAACAACUGCACCAGAUCAGGAGCUGGUAGUGCCUGUGGUUAGUGAUAGGCCAGUUGUUGAACCCAUUCAGCCACAGCUAUCUCCGGGCGUAUCCACUGUCAGGAUCGAGGCAGCCUAUCCAGAGGUCAUUGAGAGGACUUCUCCUCCUGCACCGGUGGAAAUCCUUCCAUCUAAUGCCGGCCAGGACAUCGCUCCCACCAUAUCAGCUGAGGUGGAUGAGUGCCAGGUCAACCCUUAUAUUUGUGGCCAGGGGAUUUGUUACAACACAGCUGGGGGAUACACCUGCCACUGCUAUGAAGGAUACCGCCUAGAUGACGCCAAUACUACCUGUGUAGAUGAAAAUGAGUGUUUGCAACUGCCAUGCAAUAGCGGUAUCUGUUCAAAUACAGAGGGGAGUUACCUGUGUGUGUGUCAGCUGGGACUCCGCCUCGAUGAAAGGGGAAUCACUUGUGAAGAUAUUAAUGAGUGUGAAGACGAUACGCUGUGUCCCAAUGGUUUGUGCUACAACAUGCCCGGCAGCUAUUACUGUCACUUCUGUCCUGAUGGCUUCUUGGCACAGGGAAACCUGUGUGAAGAUAUAGAUGAGUGCCAGAACCAGAGCGUGUGUACUAGAGGCCACUGCCAGAAUACUGAGGGCUCCUUUAUCUGUCACUGUGGGCCAGGAUUCAGAGUGUCACCAGCAGGAGACAACUGUGAUGAUGUGGAUGAGUGUGUAGAAGAAGCCCGGCCCUGUGCAGCUGAAGGGGAGUGUGUAAACAACGUUGGCUCUUACACCUGUACCUGCCCCUCUGGAUACAGACAGAUCAAUGGCACCAGCUGCAGUGAUGUUGACGAGUGUUUGGAUGAACAAGAGCUCUUCCCCCACGGCGUGUGUCACAACACAGAGGGAUCCUAUCUGUGUGUGUGUUUGAUUGGAUUCACCGCCAGCCUCGACACGCCCUCCUGUGAUGAUAUUGAUGAGUGUGGACUUAAUGAGACUCUGUGUGGCCCUCACGGCUUCUGUGAGAACAGACUGGGCUCUUUCCAAUGUCUCUGUGACCAGGGUUACCAGGAGUCCCAGGAUGGCCGAGGUUGUGUGGAUGUAAAUGAGUGUGAGCUGCUGAGCAGUGUGUGCGGAGAAGCUCAGUGUGUAAACGUGGACGGUUCCUUCCUGUGCAUGUGUCCCAGCGGACAGGAAUAUAACCUCAUGAUCGCCAAGUGUGAGCCCGUUCCCACAACAUCUUCAGUGGAGCGUAAGGAGUGCUACUAUCGUCUGAAUGAUGAAAACCUGUGUGAGAGUGUGCUGACCAGCCAUGUCACCCUGCAGGAGUGCUGCUGCACGCUGGGAGCCGGCUGGGGGGACAACUGCGAAGUCCAUCCCUGUCCUGUCAAUGGCACGGACCAGUUCAAUCAGAUGUGUCCAUCAGGAAGAGGUUUUAUUCCAACUGAAGACCUGCUGUAUGGUGUACCCACAUCUGACAGUUACAAAGAUGCAGAUGAAUGCACACUGUUUGGCCAGGAGGUGUGUAAAGGAGGCUUCUGUCUGGAUACUGAGGGCAGCUACGAGUGUUACUGCAAGACAGGACAGGACUACGACCCCGCCAAACUGGAGUGCAAAGACAUCGAUGAAUGUCUGGAUGAGUCUGUGUGCGUUGGUGGACAGUGUAUGAACACAGAUGGCUCAUAUAUGUGUUUCUGUACACAUCCCAUGGUGCUGGACCCAAACAGUAACCGCUGUGUCUUCAGCCCUGAGGUGGCAGAGCAACACGAGUCGGAGCAGGUAGACUACAUGGGUAUCUGCUGGCAGACAGUGAGAGAAACCAUGACGUGCACACGGCCACUGGGUCCCAGCAGGAAGACCACAUACACUGAGUGCUGCUGUCUUUAUGGAGAGGCCUGGGGCAUGGACUGUGCCCUGUGUCCGCCCAGAAACACCGAGGACUAUGCGUCCAUGUGUAACCUUCCUCUGGGUGACGGGCGGCGGCCGUACGGUCGUGACGCCCUUGUUGCCGGGCCGGUCCAUGAAUAUGAAGUGAACCCAGACUAUUCCCCAUCAUCUGAGCAGCAGGCCUCCCUGCCUUUUUAUGAGAGCGAGGAGCGUCCAUACAAGGCAUUUGAGGGUUUGCAAGCAGAGGAGUGUGGUAUACUGAACGGCUGUGAGAACGGUCGGUGUGUCCGAGUUCAGGAGGGUUACACCUGCGACUGCUUCGAUGGAUACACCUUGGACCUGUCCCGCAUGGCCUGCAUUGAUGUGAACGAGUGUUCAGAACUUAACAAUCGGAUGUCUUUGUGUAAAAACGCAAAGUGCAUUAACACAGUGGGCUCCUAUCAGUGCGUGUGUCUGCCGGGCUUCACUCCCUCUGACAAACCCAACUACUGCGUGGAGGCAGCUACACGCCCAUCAUCAACACACAGACAGUGAGAGAGGACGGACACUAGGGGGCGACAAGAGACACUAAAACAACACACACAAGCUUGUAUUACUUUACUUGUGAGGACGUUCAUUGAUUUCAUUCAGUCACUGCCAAAUUCACAACACUUAAUGUGGAACUCCCCGUGUCCAUCAGAUCAACCAAAUCCCAAAUCACUGCACAGGUGAUCAUCGGAGGCGAUUGAGAGGAGAGUUUGUGGUCAUCAUGUAAUAUCAGGGAGGGUACCUUUGUUACAAAUCUAUUUGUACUCGUUGCCCAAAUCUUUAGUCUGAACUAACAUCAUCCUUUUUCUGAUUAUACUACAAAAUACAAUUUUCUACAGUUCCUCUAUAUGCUUUAUUGUAGUGACUUUAAAAAGUGGAGUUUUUUAAAUAAAAUCUUUCUAAAUAUUUUACCAUACUUCCAAUUGUUAGGCCCUAUUAUAAGGAGAAAAAGAGAUUGUAACUUGUUGUUUCUUUAAUAGUUCCAAUUUUGGGAUAGGCCAUGUUGUAUUUGUUUGAUGGAAGACCUCAUACCUGUACUCUGAUUAGAACAAGAACCAGGAAGUGAUUAGCCUAGUUUAGCUGAAAGACUGGAAGCAAGUCUUUCUGCUCAGCUGCUCCUACACAGAGAUGAGGAUGUUAUCAAUCAGCUAUUUUGCUCUUGGAUCGAAAUUAAAAUAAAGUAUUUUCCUAUAAUUUUCCUUAUCUUAAAUGAGUAACGAUUACAGAAGACACUAUAGAUCCAUAGUUGUAGAAUGUAAGAGUAGAGUAAGAGCUUGUUACCAGACUCCUACAUUGAGCCAAAUCAUGUAAGAAAAAUGUGUUUAAAAAAGCAAGCACGCAAGCUAAGAGCUUUUUCGCUAGGAAUAAUGUCCCUUUUCUGAGUUAGCAUAUUAGCACUUGCCAAUUAGCUUUAAUCAUAAAUAACAGCUAAAGUAAAUAGACUGAAGGCUGAUGAACCAAAGAGUGGAGAAAGGCUAAACUGUUCCUGAUAAUAGCAAUCUACGACUAGUGAGAUGAUCAAAUAUAUUAAGAUUCAUUAAGACAACAGGAGUGCAUGAAAACACAUUUCAAUGCAAACCAUCCCAAUAGUUGUUGAGAUGUAUCAAACCGCAACAUGGUUAAGUACGAGUAAAGUGAUGACCAAAGAUAUCAAAACUCACGUAAAUAAUCACGUUCCUUAUUAUUGUAAUCCAACGAAUUUCAUAGAUUUUCAAAAGUAAUAUUUUGGGACCAAAGUUGUGUGCUAACCAAUCCAAAUAUUGGUCCCUGUAGGCCCACAGCUCUAAAAUAUAUGAAUUUAGGAAACAUCAGUUUUAAAGAAUCCUGUCAAAAUGUCUACUCACGAAUUGUUACAUACAGCAGUUUGGUCAGUUGCAUUCUACUACAAAAUAUAACAAUCAGUUAUUUCCUUCAGAUUCAGUUUUGCUUGCAAUUGUUCAAAUAGUAAAUAGGCUACAUCUGUUUGGUUUUUUAAAAGUGGUCAAGGUAGCAAAAAUACACAAGCUGCCUUUUGUAAGACUCUCAAGCGCACAGUAACAAAAUGUCACAUUUGAAACAUUUUUGAUGUAAAAGAAUAAUUAUAUAAGACAAAGAGCGUGGUUUGGGGGUGAAUAAGCACUAACUCACUUGCAUUGUUCAAUAACUAAUAUCUUACGCAGGUCAUUUAAUUAAAGAAGUCGACCUCCUUAAAGAAUGGACUGGUGGUUUCAGCAUGAACACGUUAACUGUGAUGCGUGAUAAUUAAUUGUUUUUGAUUGCAUUGAUUGCGUGCUAUUUUAUCCCCGCAGACACCAUACUGUAGCUAAGCCACAGCACUGACCGCAGUGUCUCCCUGUAGCCACAGUGAUGGAAAAGAUCAUCACCACUGUACCUUUGAGUGACUCAUUUCACUUUAGACAAAACUCCCAGACGGCUCUGUUCACAAUUUAAAAGUAAUGUGCACGUUGUGACAUAAAACAUUUUCCUUAAGCAGUUUCCACUUACUUUGAGAUCCAUAGCAAGUAUGCUAAUGUUGUAACCAUCCAUCUACCAGAAGUUCCUUAUUUUCUUUCAAAAUAAAAGCAGCUUUAAAUCCACACAGGAAGUACAGUAUCAUUAGCCCUGAACAGUACAACAUCCAAAAUAAAAGCAUACCAAAUUCUGUUUUGAAAUGCAAAAUAAUGGAAUUUCAAACAUGCAAUAGAAAGUUAGAUUAAUUACGAUCAACUAUUUUAAUUCAACGAUUAAUCGGGAUGAAAAUAUGUAAUUGAUUGACAGCAUCCAGAAGUAACACUGUUAGCAUCGGGCCUUUGACCAAGCUGUUGUGUAGAGCAUCUCUAACCUCCUCGGAGCCCCCACCUACUCGCUCCAGGAUGGGAACCACAAUAUUGCUUCUUAUCAAAGUAGAUGUGUUUUCAUAAUAAAUUAAACAUGUUCUCCCAUUUAAGCAAUUCCCUGAUCAUCAUGUCUAAUUAUGGCAUUUUAUCUAAGAAUCAUUUUUUAAAGAAUGGUAGAUUUAAGCAGUAGACCAAGAACUUUGACAUCAUCCUCAUCAUAAUACUACGUUUUAAAAGAUAGCCUCAAACAAGUAUAGAGAAACCAGAACUUCUUAAGGCAGAGCUUUCUACUAUUUAUCCCUGAGGGAACACACUUUGUCCUUAGAAGUACAGAAAUACAAGCACACACACACAGACACACACACACACACACACACACACACACACACACACACACACACACACA